Molecule: messenger RNA, 2666 nt
Organism: Periophthalmus magnuspinnatus
Lineage: Eukaryota; Metazoa; Chordata; Actinopteri; Gobiiformes; Gobiidae
Product: von Willebrand factor A domain-containing protein 5A-like
Exons: 20
Coding region: 216-2567 (783 amino acids)
Source: RefSeq, a predicted model, not a curated record
GACGUCAGCUGGUUUACAGUAAAAGGAGAGCCGCGGCUGCGCGCGCUCGUGUGCGUGUCACUUCCUCAUACUCCUGGGUUGAACACUACAGGACAGUAGUUUUGUGCACCUGAGGUGGGACUGUGACAGGUUUGUGCUCCAGGGUCUAUCCAAGGAUCCAUUCACAGCUCUGUGUGUCUGACAGUUUCCUCAACACAAAGUCAAAUAAAACGAAAAUGGCGAUGCGCUGCUGUGGACUGAUCACACCUGAGAAGCAAGCAGUGCCUCUGCAGAGCGUGGAUGUUCAGGUGGAGGUGAAGGAUCACGUCGCUACAGUGGUGUCGACGUUGCUCUACAAAAACCAAGAGGAGAAACCCAUCGAGGCGGUGUUUGUUUUUCCCAUGCCCAGUGAAGCAGCCGUCUGCCAUUUCAGCGCCAAAGUCGGUGAUACUCUUAUCGUUGCUGAGGUGAAAGAGAAGAAACAGGCUCGUGAGGAGUAUGAUGAUGCGCUGAGCUCCGGUCAACAGGCCUUUCUACUGGAGGAGAGCGACCAGAGUCCAGAUAUAUUCUCUAUGAGUGUCGGCAGUCUGUCCCCGGGAGAGAGCGCCUCCAUCAGGCUGGAGUAUGUCACUGAGCUGGAUGUGCAGGCUGAUGAAGCCCUGAGGUUUUCUCUUCCUGCUGUCCUCAACCCUAGAUACCAACCUGCAGGAACAGAAAGCAGCAGUGUCAACAUCACAUCAGUUCCAUCUUCUCUGGUGCCCUAUGAUCUGACUUUCUUGACCCGAGUCGAGUCACAGCGACCGGUCUCCAAAAUGGAGUCCAACUGCCCCAUGGAGCCAGUGGAAUACCUCAGCCAAGAUCAAACGAAGGCAUUGGUGAAACUCGCAGCAGGAAACAAGUUCGACCGAGACGUGGAGCUGCUCAUUUAUUACAAAGAAAGUCACCAACCCUCAGCUGUGGUGGAGAAAGGACAGACCUCAGCCAAACCUGGCUCUCUGAUGGGAGACCCAGCCCUGAUGCUGAGUCUUUACCCGGACUUUCCAAAAGACAUUAUGUCGUCUGUGUCUUCCUCUGGAGAGUUUGUGUUUCUACUGGAUCGAUCUGGAAGUAUGGACUGUUCCAUGGGCCACAGCAGAGACUCAGGGACUCGGAUCACUAGUGCACGGGACACUCUGCUGCUGCUGCUCAAGAGUUUACCCAUGGGCUGCUACUUUAACAUCUACAGUUUUGGAUCCACGUUUGAACAAAUCUUUCAGAAGAGUGUGGAGUACGACCAAAAGACGAUGGAAGAGGCUUUGAAAAAGGUGGAGAUGAUGGAGGCUAACCUGGGAGGAACAGAGAUCCUGUCUCCUCUAAAACACAUUUACAGCCAGGACUGCAUCCCCAACCAGCCCAGACAGCUGUUUGUCUUCACUGAUGGAGAAGUAGGAAACACCAAAGACGUCCUAAAGCUGGUCAAGUCUAACGCCGCCUCUCACAGGUGUUUUUCUUUUGGCAUCGGUGAAGGAGCCAGUUCUGCUCUUAUCAAAGGUUUGGCUGAAGAAGGACGAGGACACGCCCAGUUCAUCAUCGGAAAUGACAGGAUGCAACCAAAAGUGAUCCAGUCUUUGCGCUUCGCCAUGCAGCCGGCGGUCGUCGACAUCGCCGUAAAAUGGGACCUGCCCAGAGGGAUGUCUGCGUCUGUGCUGUCCCCGCCUCUCACGUCCAUUUUCCAGGGACAGCGGUCACUGCUGUACGCCCAGCUCACUGGACAGAGCAAAGAGGAAGCAGACGGCUGUGUGACGAUCAAGUACAGCCUGGCAGGACGUCCCACCGAGAACAAGCUGAACUUCAGCCUCAAACCAGCGGAGGACACGGGACUCACCGUGCACAGGCUGGCGGCGCGCUCGCUCAUUCGAUCUCUGGAGCAAGAGGCCACUACAGGGCAGGAACACGACGCCGUGAAGAAGAAAAUCAUUGAUCUGAGCGUCCAAUCAGGAGUCAGCAGCUCCAUGACCGCGUUCAUCGCUGUGAACAAAACCAGCGGAGAAGCCGUUCAAGGCCCUCUGCUGAGAAGAAACGUCCCAACGCCGACGGCGUGCGCAAGGAAGGCACCUCCAAUGUCUGUGAUGUGCGGAAUUGUGGCACCUCGAAGCCUUAAAAUGAGGUGUGCACCUGCAAUGUGUGACAUGGCUGUCGAUCUCGACUCGAUGGGGCCACAGAGUUUAAGUCACAACAUGGAAAGGUUUAAGGCCGUCCUGCCUCCUGAGCCCAAAGUGCACCGGGAUCCUCUGCUGCAGGUGGUGUCUCUGCAGAAGGCGUCCGGCUGCUGGGAGUUAGACCCAGCUCUGGCCCAAGCCCUGAGCAAGACCAGCCAGGACCUGGAGAGCAGACUGCCUGGGGCGGCAAAGAGAGAGGUGUGGGCCACCGUUUUGGCUCUGGUGUGGCUUCACGGUGUGAGAGCUGAUGCUCAGGACGAGUGGGAGCUGCUGGUCAUCAAAGCUGUGGCGUGGCUGCGCUCACAAAAAGCUCUGGGUCUGCCUGAGUGUGUGGACGCUGCCAACGCUCUGCUGGGCUGCACCGUCCACAAAGACACUCUGGGACUGUAGAUCUACUGUAUGUGGGUUUAUUAAACUGCUCAUCUAAAGGGAAAUGCAAAAUGGAUGUAUUCAGCAAAUGUGCCUUAAAUAAAGUGCAGUGUGUCGUUA